UUAUUGUGCAGUUACUCGAUGCCGAGGAUUGCGACACGAUCGAGGACCGCGAAAAAGUGUUGCUCAUUGCAUUGGGUGAUGUUCUCACUUUAAAAGAUUUUUGCUAUCUCAAUAGUUUAAUGAGAGUUCGAUUUUCGCUUUCCGACACUUAUUGCUCGGAUACUGAUCGGGAACGUCGCGCGAAAGCUAUUAGUAUCUUCGAAAUAAUAUUAAAGCAGGUGGCAUUGAGUUUUUCAUUUUUGCAUAUCGAAUAAACGUUGUCGCGGGUUAUUAAUAAAAAUUGUAAUUCAUCAUUUAGCUGAAAAUAAAAGUGUGCAUUUUGCUGGACGAUAUUCAAUACAUAGACGACACUUCGUGGCACUUUUUGUCAACGGCUCUUGAUCACGAUAACGUCGUGAUGGCAAUGACGAUAUCGAAGCAAAACUCUUGGAAAGAGUUGUCUCACGUAGGGGUGAACAUCGGCAAGGACAAAAGGCUGAUGAAACGUACGAUAAACGAUCUGGAUAUGGAUCUGCUUCCGGCGCUCGCAUGUCAGUAUCUGAACGUUUUUGCGAUAUCCAGAAAGUUGAACAGCCAUUUCCCAGAUGAUUCGAAUACGACUAUUGGAGUGCGCCGCGCUGCAGCGACGCGAUUUCAAGGAAAGCAAAGCUCUCGUUUUCUGCAUACAUAAGAAGCGGAGAACAUUCUCCGAUAUGCAUCACUUAGUAACUUGUUACUGCCACCAGUCACAACGAGGCGAAAACGACACACUCGGCGAUUGCAACAUAUUGGAAUUUAAAAUCGGUUCAUUUCGCAAGGUGAUGUACGAUAUACAAACGGAUGAGAAAAAGCGAGAGCAUCACGCGAGAGCGGCUAGGCUGUAUAUCCAGGACGCUCGAAAAUGUUAUACUUGCGGCAGCACAAAUUUUCUAAGAGUUCCUAUCAAAGACGUACUUAUGGAAGCCAAAGAAUCAGUGACUUAUGGCAGAGAAAGAAAACUUACGCUAAAUGACGAAUCAAAGAGAAAACAUAGUAUACGUCCUGCAAGAGGAAAAUUAACUGCUCCGAAAGUGACAAGAAAAGUGUCUGUUCGCAGAAUGUCUAUUCUGCCGUCAUCCCUUGACGAUGACGAAACAAACUUAAUACGUCAAAAAGAUGUGAAAAAAUCGAAACGUGGGUUGACCAAGUUUUGGAAACGUCCUAGCGGUAUUGCUCCGGAAAUAACGGAAGAAACUUUUCAUCCAAGCUAUCUCGAGGACUUUACUUAUAUCGAUUACCGUAAUUGUCAAUGCGACAGUAUCAUCACCUUUCUUUUUUGGGAGUUGUAUCGCCACAUCGAAAAAAGUGGAGAAAUUCAUAAAAUACUCGACAUUAUUCUGGAAUACAGCGCCGGUCUGAUUCAAACUGCCCAACCGCUUUACGCUGUUAAGCUGCUUUCGAUUGCCGACGAAAAAAAUGGAGUUGAAAUAAGCAAAGCGAAUGACAACGCGGAAGAUCACAUCACGAAGAAAGGAAUUAUACUGGCUUUAACUGGUUUGCGCGAAUAUUUGCAGAUUAUUUAUCAUCUGCUUCUACAAAUUGCGAGUGUUUUGCGAAAAACCAACUGUUAUUCAGGUGACGCAUACAGUGCGUUGGGGAAUUACGCUCAGGCUGAGAAAUACUAUACAGCAGCGGUAAAAUUGCGGGAUGUGAGACCUAAAAUGUUGAAAGCCGUCUGCUACACCAUAGUAUCCAGAUUAUAUUGUACAGAAGAACAUACUCUCUGUCGUCCGGUUAAAGUAACAGGACGACCCGCUGUAUUGAACUUGGAGUUGGCGUCAUAUUUGCGACGUCUUUCCAUUGUAUUUGCAACGGAAGAUAGAUGGAAGAUGGCGCAGUGGCUCGUCUUGCGAAGUUUCAAGCUCGCGUUUUUAAGUGUCGGCAGUUUCCUAGAGAAAGGCGAGGUGUAUCUCGCGACAGUUCAAGUUUUACUUCAUUCAAGAAAUUUCGAGAUAGUACGGUACAUCGAGAGACCGCUAGUAAAUGUAAUAGACGCAAAAACUACGUGGAACAAUCCCGAAGAAGUAACGAUGAUGGCUAAUAUCUAUCUAAUGAUGUUUCAAAUCAGAGCGUUAAGUGGUAAAUUGCAAGAAGCUAUAGAUAUAGGUAUCAAAGUCUGGAAAAUUUCUGAAGCACUGCAUCUUAAUGCGUUGAUAUUGACUUUUGUGCCGUCGUUAAUUCAAAUAAUGCUAUGGACUCAGCAUAUUACCGAAGCCGUCGACUUGAUGCGAGAGCUGUACUUUUUAGCCGAAGACGACGUGGAUCUUUCAGCCAAAACCUGGUAUUACGCACUUUCUUUGGAACUUACACUCGACGCGGGAAUAGUACUCGAAACUUAUGAGAAAUCUUACAACUAUUACAAAGAGUUUUUAGCUCACAAAUCGAUAACUUGCGUGUGGCGCGACCCGCAAAGUCUAUAUCGCUUACUGACGUGCUUGUGGAUGUACCAACUUAGAAUGGGAUAUACGAUUCUCCACGUGGUUAUGUACAGCGCGGACGAAUAUAUAAAGGAUGUCACUUGUCAUGAUUUUUCGAGAAUCGUUUGUUGCAUCAAGGGACUCGAGUGCUACUUGAUGUUACUACUGCGCUGCAUCAACACGAAGCAUUCUAAUGAACUGCACGAUCGGUUGCAAGAUAUUCGCAAACUAAUUAAGUUCCUAAAAUAUAUCGCUAAUCACGCGUUGAUCAUAAAGCCGCGUUUAUAUUUGUUGCUGGCGUAUCUGAAUGUUCUUCGGGGUCGCAAAUCGAGCACGCGAUUUUAUUUGCGCAAAGCGCAGAAAUUCGCGACCUCUCAGGGAAACAGACUGAUACAGGCGUGGAUCAUGCAGAAUACAAGGACGUGGAAAGAGAAUGUUUACAACAACAUGGCGCGGUACUGGUUGGAGUACGCCGGAUCGACAGAUUUUGUGGCCUGGCAACACAUUCGGACUUUUAGCAUCGAAACUUGGUCCACUAUUCUUUAUCCUUUACCGACACCUGAUUCGCAUAUAUAACAGAUUGCACGACGAAAGACGUAAUUUUAAUUCAGCAUAAAUGUUAUCGCUAUGUUUUUAUACGU
This is a messenger RNA of Pseudomyrmex gracilis, 3076 nucleotides long. RefSeq lists its product as uncharacterized. Gene Ontology annotation, molecular function: protein binding; adenylate cyclase activity. Bases 585 to 3011 code for a protein of 808 amino acids. Lineage: Eukaryota; Metazoa; Arthropoda; Insecta; Hymenoptera; Formicidae. The record is from RefSeq and is a predicted model, not a curated record. The transcript is spliced from 13 exons. Gene Ontology annotation, cellular component: cytoplasm.